This is a messenger RNA of Drosophila ficusphila, 591 nucleotides long. RefSeq lists its product as uncharacterized. Lineage: Eukaryota; Metazoa; Arthropoda; Insecta; Diptera; Drosophilidae. The transcript has 2 exons. The record is from RefSeq and is a predicted model, not a curated record. The coding region runs from base 167 to 526 and encodes 119 amino acids.
CACUUUAAUAUUUAUCGUUUGUCUUAUUUGUAAACAAUUGCAGAAAUUUGUUAAAACUAAAUUAUAAAUAUAGUCAUAGACUGCCACAAAAGACCAUCUUAAAUUAAACUCCCCGUAGUGGUGUAGUGCAGUUUAAUCUCCACACAUUAGUUUUUUAGAAACACAAAUGUUUAAAAAAUCAAAGCCCAAAAUUGAGCCUCCGCCAACGGCUCCAAGUAUUGAAGAAAUGCUUGCGGACAUGGAAACUUUUGAAGUAAAUCAACCCUCAGUAAACGGACCUACGGAUUACACGGACUUGGAGCACGCUCUUCUCACGGAGCCGGAGAAUCUUUCACUUUCAACUUGGUGGCAAGUUUUUGACGAAUACGAUCAGAAGGUCAAAAAAUUAAUAGCCACAGAGGAGACUCUAGAGACCCAUAGAAAUCAACUGAAAGAAUGCUACGCCAAACUAGAAAAAAAUGCAGGAAAACUGAGGGAGGGCAUCAAAAAGCAACAGGCGUUGGCUAAAGAAGACCCUGAAUGUUAACUUAUAAAAUUAAUUUUAAAUUUGUUGUAAAAUAUUCCAUUUGAUAUAAAAAAAAUUGGCCCGUA